AGCUGGUUUUUGUGCACAUCUCCACAACGCCACUAUGAGGACUACAGCUGCUCUAUGUGCUGCUUUUUGCAUUUACUACCAAAUACUUUUUGUUGGUGGGAAUGAACACAAAGAUGGGAGUGACAGCAAGCAAUUCAGAAGGACAGUGAGGGAAGUUGGUGCCCCAGCAGCUGUGGACUGCAAAAUGAGCCCCUGGUCCGAGUGGAGCCCCUGUGACCCCUGUUCCAAACUCAUGUACCGCUCCAGGAGCGUGGAGGCCUUUGGACAAUUCAAAGGCCUCGUGUGCAACCAGCCCCUGGGCGAUCGCAGGGCCUGCCAGCCAGAUCGUGUUUGUGAAGAGCAGAUAAGACCCCAGUGCUCUAACACGGAGUUCCAGUGUGAAUCAGGCAACUGCAUUAAGAAAAGACUGCAGUGCAAUGGAGACAAUGACUGUGGGGACUUCUCUGACGAGGAUAUCUGCGAGGAUGUGAAGCGCACACCCUGUGGGAAACAUGAGCUUGAGCUGUCCGAGCUGGGUAGGACAGCUGGAUAUGGCAUCAACAUCUUGGGUUCAGACCCCAGAAGCAAUGCCUUCAACAAUGAAUUCUUUAAUGGACUGUGCAACCGCGUACGGGACACCAACACUUUGGAAUAUCACCGCAUCCCCUGGAAUGUGGCAACUCUCAACUAUGCAACUCUUGCUGAUGAAUCCUUCUCAAAGGAGCUUUAUGAUGACUCCAGUACUCUGCUGAAAGAAGUCUUGCAGGAAACAAAAGAAUCUCUCAGUUUGGGUUUUUCUUUCAAAUUCACUACAACUGAAGAGGUGACAAACGAUGCAACUCCCAGCAAUUUUAAUCUGAAGUUUGGAAAACAAAAAACUGAAAAUAUCAAAAAACUGACGGAAUACUCAUCUGUGAAGCAUAAGACCUUCAUGAGAGUUAAAGGGAAGGUUCAGCUGAGCACUUUCAGAAUGAGGUCCAGAGAUCUGAUGUUGACCGAAACCUUCCAGAAUGAUGUGGCACAUUUGCCUGUGGAAUAUAUGAAAGGGGAAUACUUCAGAUUCCUGGAGGAUUAUGGAACACACUAUGCCAUAUCUGGAAGAUCAGGAGGCGAAUAUGAACUUGUUUACGUUAUAAACAAAGAGACAAUGACUAAAAAAGAAAUAACAGAGCAGAAAAUCCAUAGUUGCCUUAACCUUGAUGCCAGCAUAAACAUCCAAGAGGAAGGUGACACUUCUGUGUUAGAGGGGGAUAUAAAGAAGGAAGGUUGUGAAGACGUCAGCGUUAAUGAGAAUGAAACUGGAGAUAAAAAAGCACUCAUCGACAAAGUGGUGACGUCUGUCAGUGGAGGCACAGCAGCAACAGCUGCUGCCCUGAAGAUGAAGAUUGAGAAGAGUGGGGUACUUGAUGUGGGAGCCUAUGUUGAGUGGGCCAAGUCGCUGAUUAAUGCUCCUGUGCUGUUGCACAGUCAACCUGAGGCCAUACACUCCCUCAUCCCUCUGAACAUGCCCCAUGGCAAUGCCAAGAAAGAGAACCUGGAGAGAGCUACAAAAGACUAUAUUGCCGAGUACAGUGUCUGCAAGUGUCAGCCCUGCCAAAACGGGGGGACAGUCACCUUGGUGGACGGCCAGUGCCUGUGUCUCUGUCCGCCCCAGUUUGAGGGCCUGGCAUGCCAGACGCUCAAGACUGACCUUCUGCGGGAUGUCAAUAUCAUCCAAGAGGGAAACUGGAAUUGCUGGUCUCCCUGGUCUACCUGCAGUGGAAGUCGACGAUCUCGAACCCGCACCUGUAACACAAAUGGCCUCACUGGUGCCUCCUGUAAAGGGGAGACAGAGAGCACUGAUUAUUGCUAAUCAGUAAGGCCUUUCAUGCUCACUUAAAUAAGAAAAAACUAAGGAUUUUUUCUGAUGCAGCAAGUAGUAGUUCAUAUAUGAAUUAGGUGUAUAAAUUAGUUGGAACCAGUUUUAACUGUUUGUUUUUGUAUUACAUGUAAAAAAAAAAAA
This is a messenger RNA of Scleropages formosus (Asian bonytongue), 1981 nucleotides long. RefSeq names its product complement component 9 (gene c9). The coding region runs from base 35 to 1831 and encodes 598 amino acids. The transcript has 11 exons. The record is from RefSeq and is a predicted model, not a curated record. Gene Ontology annotation, biological process: complement activation. Gene Ontology annotation, molecular function: protein binding. Gene Ontology annotation, cellular component: membrane attack complex. NCBI's taxonomy places the organism in Eukaryota, Metazoa, Chordata, Actinopteri, Osteoglossiformes, Osteoglossidae.